Messenger RNA from Macadamia integrifolia, 1633 nucleotides. Its product is annotated as 5'-nucleotidase SurE-like. Lineage: Eukaryota; Viridiplantae; Streptophyta; Magnoliopsida; Proteales; Proteaceae. The record is from RefSeq and is a predicted model, not a curated record. The transcript has 10 exons. Gene Ontology annotation, molecular function: nucleotidase activity. Gene Ontology annotation, cellular component: cytosol. Bases 328 to 1260 code for a protein of 310 amino acids.
UAGUUUCGGAUAGAUUUUAGUAGGUAAAUGCGCGCGACGCGACCAGUGUGUUCAUGCGGCCAUUGUCAUUAAUCAAAUCAAGAAAAUGUAAUGUCUGAACAUAAUCGUCCAACACAUUUUGCCAAAAGGAUUUGCGUCAGCAAAGCGUAGAGUCGUUGUGCAAAAUAGUAGCUGAAUUCUUACAACUGAGUGUCUUUUCUAUUUCGAAAUUUCCAUCCUUUGCUCGUCAAUCGCCUAUAACCGAUCUUUAAUCUCUCUUUCACAUCUUUCGGAGUGCGAUCUUGUGUGUCUUCUUCAAUCUCAUUAUCAAAUAUUGGGUUCCCUCAAAUGGAUGACGCAAUGAGUUAUCGGCCGAGGAUCAUGGUGACCAACGAUGAUGGAAUCGAUGCGCCUGGUUUACGAGCUUUAGUACAUGUAUUGGUCUCAACUGGUCGUUACGAGGUUCAGGUCUGCGCUCCUGCUUCGGAAAAGUCUGCUGCAAGUCAUAGCAUUACUUGGCGUCAUCCUCUUUCUGUUAGCAGAGUUGAAAUUGAAGGAGCAACAGCUUACGCAGUUUCUGGAACACCAGCAGAUUGUGCUUCUUUAGGAAUCUCCAAGGCCCUCUUCCCUGCAGUUCCUGAUCUGGUUAUCAGUGGCAUCAAUAUGGGUAGCAACUGUGGAUAUUUCAUUGUCUAUUCAGGGACAGUGGCUGGUGCUCGAGAGGCCUUCUUUUAUGGUGUACCUUCUAUAUCUGUGUCAUAUGAUUGGGUUAGAGGUAAAAGCAGUAUUCAUGACUUCAAACUAGGUGCUACAGCGUGCUUGCCCAUCAUAAAUGCAAUAAUGACUGAGCUGAAAAAUAAAACUUAUCCUCAAAGAUGCUUUUUGAAUGUUGAUUUGCCGACAGCCAUUUCAAGUCAUAAGGGAUAUAGGGUGACUAAACAGGGGAAGAGUAUUAUCAGAAUGGGAUGGAAGCAGGUUAUUUCUGGAACACAGGGAGGAAAAAUGUUAUCAACAAUGACAAUGGAGAUUGACACACCAGCAACUACCGAAAUGGAUGCAGAUUCACUGGCAUCAGAAGAACAACUUUUGUUCAAGAGAGAAGUGUUAAGUUCACAAUUUGAAGCGGAGGAUAGUCAGGAUACAGACUUCCAAUCUCUUCAAGAAGGAUAUAUAACGAUAACUCCUAUUGGUGCCCUCUCUAAUGCUGAGAUGGAUUGUCAGGCCUAUUUCAAAGAUUGGUUGCCGCGUGCAGUUGAAUGCACAUCUUCAUCAGCCUUAUAAUGUGGAUCUCCAGGCAUGUGGGUUCUUGCAAGUUAAGACAUUGCUAAAGACAUUCUUUGGGUGCCCCGUCUAUACUAUUUCAUUAUUCCCAGCCUUCUUUCGGCCUUCUAUCAAGAGAGUCUACUUUUGUGGAGAAUGAUGAGGACACAUAUGGCAUACAUUUAAAAUUUACCAUUAGAAUGACUUUUACUGUUGAUUGUAACAAACUGACCAUUAUUGGAAUGCAAAAUAAAUCUUUAGGAUAUUUUUAGUGAUCAAUAUUUUCAAAAUCUAUUCCUUCAUCUGGUGAUGUCAUCUUUUGGGAAGUGUACUAAUCUACAUUCUAUGUCUGCCUGUCUGGUAAUAAUGGAAUGCGAUCCAAUAGGAUUUGUCA